AUGAAUUUCCCAGCUUCCCUGAGCCUGCUGGCCCUGGUACUGCAAGAGGCAGGGCCAGCUUUUUGCCCAAAGAAGAAAAAGAAGAGGAGCAAAGAGCAGCUACACAGGGAAGGAGGUUCUAACGCAGUUCUGCGUCUGGGAAAUUAUUCCCUGAACAUGGAUAACUAUAAUGAGGUCAUUGACCUGAGCAACUGUGAGGAGCUCACAGACUGUGGGGACCAGGUCCCCGAGGUUAAAGGGACCAGCUUGGCUCCUCCAAACAGGAUCAGCUCCACUGAGAGCACUAUGGCUCUAAGGACACCCUCUUCCAACCCCACAGUGACCAGACCUACUAUGUGGGGCCUGCUGGCUUCCCUGACCAGCCACAGCCUGCCCACCUGUCUGGUCCGUGUGUACCUUGGUUCCUCUGUGUACUGCGAUAAUGCUGACUUAAAGAGAAUGCCCUGUCUUCCCCAGACAACUGCUUACCUGUAUGCCUGCUCGUCAUGCAGGGAAAAGAUGGAGUGUCCUGUGUCCCUCUGUUCUCCCUCACACCACUCGGUGAAACUGAAAAGGACUGACCUCUUCAGAAAUUUUAUUUCCUCCGUCGAUAAUUACGCCCUCCAUGUGCUGCCUGCUCUGCAGGACCUGAUUCUCCCAGGGAACCAGCUGACAGCUCCGCCCAGGCUGCGUAUGGGCAUCGAGGUCCUGGCCGUCCACCUAGAUGAGCUCCAGAGCUCGGGGAUACAGGCUGGGGCCUUCAGGCCAGCAGUUCUGGUGACCAAGGUGUAG
Messenger RNA from Rhinolophus ferrumequinum (greater horseshoe bat), 771 nucleotides. It is a transcript of the gene OPTC, whose product is annotated as opticin. The record is from RefSeq and is a predicted model, not a curated record. Bases 1 to 771 code for a protein of 256 amino acids. NCBI's taxonomy places the organism in Eukaryota, Metazoa, Chordata, Mammalia, Chiroptera, Rhinolophidae. The transcript has 5 exons.